GGCGUUUAUUUCAAACGUUAGGAGGUGAACUUUAAUUUGAUUCCGACUCCAGAAGAAACGUCGUAUAAUAAAUAUUCCGAAAUAUAAGAAAACAAAAGACAAAGUAGUCUAAGCAAGAAAAUAUGACAAAGAUUCCUUUGAGUGAUACAGAAUUUGAACAUUUAAGAGCCAAAAUCAUAUCAGAAACAACAAGUGCUUCAGAUAAAUUUGAUAAACUGUAUUAUUCGAAAGGAUACUUUACAGCACGACAGGCUGCUGCUAUUUUAGCUUCUUAUAAAACAGCUCCGGAAAGAGUUCAGGUAUUAAAAGCUUUACAAAAAAGAUUAUGCCGUAUGACGUGUGCUGAAGCAACUGAAAUAUUAAAUGUUUUACAAUCAAGCAAUUAUGAUCGAUUGUUUGCAUUAGAUUGCAUCAAACAUACGUUAGUUGAUCAUGAAACAACUGAAGGCAGUCAACACAUUUUGAACAGUUUUAUUUACGAAAUUGACCGAUUGAAAGCAUUGCAAAUAUUAUCAACUGUUAGUAUGUAUGUUAAAAAAGAGUUGGCCAGUGGUGGGCACCAAGUCUAUGCACCGGUUGGUGGUCUUUAUUGUCAAAGCUUCCCAGGACGUGAAGCAUUGUAUGGACCGAUUAGUGAACAACUGGCUUUAAAAGAUCAUUUAGUCAAGCCUUCCCUUCCAGUGACAGUGAAUAUACAUCCAUCAAUGUCGAUUUUUCAUUCAGCACCAUCAUACAAAUAUAUUGGCGAUUUCAAUCGUUCAUGGUAUCCCGGUGGAGGUAAACCACCUUUACCGCCACCAAUGGAAGAUCAUGUUAAAAGUGGUCCACCAAAACAACUUGAUGAAAGUGAACUAGGUUUUCUCGACAACUCACUAAUCUCACAUAAUCAAACUUCUCAUAAUACUGAUAAUACUGCAUGUUUAUCUCUGAACCAGAUUGAAGCCGGGCAGAAUAAGUCGUCAUCCACUUGUAGCCAGACAGGAACUGAUUGUUAUGCAUAAUAUUGCUUUACCUAUUCCUUGUCUUCACUGUAACCCUAACCAAAGAGACGAACAUUUUUAAAAGUGUGAAAAAUUAGAAAAACGCAAUUUUACAAGUUUAAUUGAACGCCUUUCAUCUGGAAGAACAAUAUACAAUAUAUACGAUUAAAUAGUAAUGUCCAAUCAAUACUUCGCUGUUGCGGAAGAACCAUGAAAAAAUAUAAAAAUGGUGAAUAUUAUAUUUUCAAAUCUUUGUGUUUGUUAGUUAGCUGUC
This is a messenger RNA of Schistosoma turkestanicum, 1254 nucleotides long. NCBI's taxonomy places the organism in Eukaryota, Metazoa, Platyhelminthes, Trematoda, Strigeidida, Schistosomatidae. The record is from the annotation of a GenBank genome assembly.